Molecule: messenger RNA, 1050 nt
Organism: Akanthomyces muscarius
Lineage: Eukaryota; Fungi; Ascomycota; Sordariomycetes; Hypocreales; Cordycipitaceae
Exons: 1
Coding region: 1-1050 (349 amino acids)
Molecular function (GO): hydrolase activity
Source: RefSeq, a predicted model, not a curated record
AUGGCGCGCAUCAAAACCCGCAUCCUCAUCCUCUCCGACACCCAUGGGCACUCGCCCGUGCCCACCCGCGCCGAGGAUGACCUCUCCCUGACCAGCGACUUUUGCCUCGCCACCACCGGCUAUCGUGAGCCGCUUCCCUCUGCCGAUGUCGCCCUGCACUGCGGCGACCUGACAACCCGUACCACGCCCUGGGAGUUUCGCCGCACCGUGGCCAUGCUGCGCAGCCUGCGCGCGUCACUCAAGAUUGUCAUCCCCGGCAACCACGACCGCGCUCUGGACGAGGCCUUCUGGACAUCCACGCAGGACAGCGGCAACGGAUACGUCAUGACAAAGGAUCCCGAGUAUAGAACAGAAGCACUGGAGCUCCUGGAAGAGGCCAAGAAGGACGGGGUCGUGUACAUUGGAAAGGAGGGCGAGUACUCCUUCCCGCUGGCAAACGGCGCCGUGCUGCGCAUCUACGCAAGCCCGUGGACGCCCGAGUACGGCACCUGGGGUUUCCAAUACAGCCCAGAGACGGGCCACGACUUUCACAUCCCCGCCGGCAUCGACAUUGCCAUGACGCACGGCCCGCCCAGAGACGUCCUCGACCUCGCUGGCUUCAACCUGCCGCAGUACAACAUGCAGCAGGAGCACGCCGGGUGCCCCGACCUCUUCACCGCCGUGGCCCGGGCCAGGCCGCGCAUACACUGCUUCGGGCACAUCCACGAGGCGUGGGGCGCCUACCUCGCGCGCUGGAGGGCGGAUACGAAGAGUACAGAAAAGCACACCACGGUGGAGAAGGCGAUUGAUGCGGUAGCGUCGAGGAGCAUCGUCCGGCUGCAGGACAUCAAGCCCAUGACGGUGCUGGAUCCGCCGGCGACGGAGGAGCAAGCCAAGCAGCUGAUGGAAUGGAGCAGGCAGAUGGGCGUGCACAUCAACUUGGAGGAGGCGAGGGGAGAGGGCCACGAGGUAGAAGAUACGCUGUUUUUGAAUGCGGCGAUUGAGGGGCAUCGGCAGAAGCCGUCCCAGCUGCCGUUUAUUAUCGACAUGUUGCUGGACAAGACUACGUAA